AUGAGGAUUUCAGCGGUUUUACACAAUAAAUUCAAAGAAUUGAAAGAUGUUUCUAAGCUAGCGUUGUCAUUUAGCGGAUGUGGAUUCCUUGGAGCUUACAAUUUCGGUGCGGCGAGUCGAUUGAUGAAGGAGGAAGAAAUAAUUCGGAAAAAAGUCGAUCGAAUCGCUGGAGCGUCUGCCGGAAGUUUAGUUGCCGCGAUUCUAGUUUUGGCGCCGGAAAAACUUGAUGCUGGAAUCGAAACUUUGUACUCAAUGGCCGAUCAAGUACAUUCUCGACCGUUUGGUGCGAUGACUCCCGGUUAUUAUCUGAAUGACCAGCUAGUCAGGAUAAUCGAUGAUUUUCUUCCGAAAGACAUCGAGAAAGCUCAAGGAAAGCUACACGUGUCAAUCACCAAGUACAAACAAUAUAUCGACGGUGGAAUGACGAAUAACUUGCCAGUUUUCGAAGAUGUAAAAACUAUCACGUGCUCUCCGUUUUCAAGUCUUGCCGAUAUUUGUCCGGAGGAUCCGUCGACGUGGAAUGUGGUGUUGGGAAAACAGACUUUCAAGGCAUCCCGACGAAACCUUCUCCGCGGCGCCCGUGCCCUAUUCCCCCCGAAUCGACACAUUCUGAAAGAGUAUUAUGACAUGGGUCACAGUGAUGCGGAUCGAUUUAUUCAGGGAAAAAUAUAA
Molecule: messenger RNA, 672 nt
Organism: Caenorhabditis remanei
Lineage: Eukaryota; Metazoa; Nematoda; Chromadorea; Rhabditida; Rhabditidae
Exons: 7
Coding region: 1-672 (223 amino acids)
Biological process (GO): lipid homeostasis; triglyceride catabolic process
Cellular component (GO): lipid droplet; membrane; cytoplasm
Molecular function (GO): triacylglycerol lipase activity
Source: RefSeq, a predicted model, not a curated record